GGGCUAUUCAAUUGUGGUUGAGUUCGCGGCGCGCGCGCACUUUCGCGGGAAGCUCAAGUUUUCGCUUUCAUUUGGUGAAAUGAGACGUGCACGUGAAAUGGGCUUCGUAAAAAUCGUGUAAAAAUGCUGAAUUACGCCGUCGCGAAAUAUAGGUGACGACUUCAGAACGGCAAAUUGUUGCCGGCAAAAGCAAGAUUUAGACAAUUAUUGAAUUCGUUGGCUUAUAGUGCAGUGUAGUGACUUUAACAAGUGUAGUGAGUUAUCGAAAAUGUCGGGUUUUGUGAAAAUCGCCCUCGACGACUACUAUUCGGACAGCAAUUGGACCACCAUUAUUGAAAAAUACUGGUUGGCGGCCGAAAAAGUGUCAGAUCCUCGGGUCCAAGGAUGGUUCCUCUUCGACACGCCCCUCCCCACCCUGGCCAUGGUCAUAGCGUACCUGGCUGUCGUCAUGGUCAUAGGCCCGCUAUGGAUGGAGAACAAGAAACCCUUCAAGCUCAAGAAUACCUUGGUGGCGUAUAAUGCGUUCCAAGUUUUGCUGUCGUCUUACAUGUUUUAUGAGCAUCUAAUGUCGGGAUGGUGGGGCGACUACAGUUUGGCGUGUCAGCCCGUUGACUACAGCGAGAGCGAACAGGCGAGACGGAUGUUGCAUCUAUGCUGGGUGUACUACUUCUCCAAACUGUCCGAGUUCGCCGACACGAUAUUCUUCGUGCUUCGGAAGAAGAAGGGCCAAGUCUCCUGGCUUCACCUGUACCACCACUCGCUCACUCCGUUCGAGGCGUGGCUGCUUGUCAAAUUCAUUGCUGGUGGUCACGGCACGUUCUCCAACAUCGUUAACAACCUGGUCCACAUCAUCAUGUACACGUACUACAUGUGCUCCGCAAUGGGACCACACAUGCAGAAAUAUCUGUGGUGGAAAAAGCAUCUCACCACCGUUCAACUGAUACAGUUCUACAUGGUGCUCUUUCAUUCAAUCAGCGCUCUCUUUUUCGACUGCGGAUAUCCAAGAAUCAUCGCCUUCGGCCUCGUGCUUCACUCCACCAUCUUCAUCGUCCUCUUCACCAACUUCUACAUCCAGGCCUACAAGAAGAAACCCAGACCACCCACCAACAACAAUACCAUCACCAAUGGAUACGCCAAAAACGGCCAUAUUCCAAAUGGCCAGGAAUCUACUAACCAAGAUAUGAACGGCAAAAUUCCCAAUGGCCAGGAGAUGAACGGAAAAAUUACAAAUAGAUUGGAGAUGAACGGCAAAAUUCCAAAUGGCAAUGGUCACAUCAAAAAUGGAUGUCUAAAUGGUGAUGUCAGAGAAAAAGAAAAGGUGCAAUAAGACUUGCAGGUUAAUGGUCGCGUUUUUAUCACAAAAUAA
Molecule: messenger RNA, 1366 nt
Organism: Cydia strobilella
Lineage: Eukaryota; Metazoa; Arthropoda; Insecta; Lepidoptera; Tortricidae
Product: very long chain fatty acid elongase 7-like
Exons: 8
Coding region: 269-1327 (352 amino acids)
Biological process (GO): fatty acid elongation, polyunsaturated fatty acid; sphingolipid biosynthetic process; fatty acid elongation, saturated fatty acid
Cellular component (GO): endoplasmic reticulum membrane
Molecular function (GO): fatty acid elongase activity
Source: RefSeq, a predicted model, not a curated record